This is a messenger RNA of Hemiscyllium ocellatum (epaulette shark), 3261 nucleotides long. RefSeq names its product kelch-like protein 3. Lineage: Eukaryota; Metazoa; Chordata; Chondrichthyes; Orectolobiformes; Hemiscylliidae. Gene Ontology annotation, molecular function: protein binding. The record is from RefSeq and is a predicted model, not a curated record. The transcript is spliced from 9 exons. The coding region runs from base 276 to 2054 and encodes 592 amino acids.
AGGUGUGUGCCUGUGUGUGGUGAGGAUGGGAAGGUGUGCGCAAUGCGGAGCCCCGAGUCCUGGCUGAUUGACAGCUUUCAGGGACUUGGUUGUAAACGGAGCGGGGCGACCUUUCUCCAAGCAGUCAUAACGCCAAGUAAAUGAGCAGCAGACCAUUCUGCGCCCAUCAUUGCGAGAGAAAGAGGAAAAAAAAAGGUCAAUUGAACAUCUGAGGGCUGCUCCAUCGGCUUCACUGCCUGUGGAGGGGAGCUUUUGGGGAGGGCUGCUUUUGGGAGAUGGAUGAAAUGGAACCAUUCACUGAGGAUACUGGGAACCACUUGGAAUGUGAGGACUACAUGUUUGUCGAAUCAGAACAUUCUGGCAAAGUUCUGGAAGGGCUCAACAGCCUGCGACUGAACAAUGCUUUCUGUGAUGUCAUUCUGUGUUGCGAUGGUCAGGAAUUCCCAUGUCAUCGCAUUGUGCUUGCCUCCUUCAGUUCCUACUUUAGGGCCAUGUUUUCCACAGAUCUGGUCGAGUCUCGGCAGGAGCGGGUGGCGAUAAAUGGUGUCGAGCCGCAGAUGGUGGGAUUGCUGGUGGUCUAUGCCUACACAGCCCGUGUGCUCAUUACGAGAGCCAAUGUCCAGGCCCUGCUAGCGGCUGCCAACCUUUUAGACAUCAUGUCGGUGCGGGAAGCUUGCUGCAAAUUCAUGGAGCGGCAAAUGGAUGAAACAAACUGUGUGGGCAUCCACUGCUUCGCUGAGGCCCACUCCUGUGUAGAGCUGCAGACCAAGAGUAUGAACUACAUCUUGCAGCAUUUCACUGUGGUUCACAAGCAGGAGGAGUUCCUCUCCCUCUCGACAGAGAAUCUCAUUGAAAUCAUCUCUAGUGAUGACCUGAAUGUCCCCUCUGAGGAAAUGGUCUUUGAGGCAGUUAUGCUCUGGUUGGAAAGGGAUCAUUCAAGAAAACUGAAUUUUGAGAAGAUUUUAGAGCACAUCCGCCUGCCUUUAAUUAGUCCUUAUUACAUCCAUGACACCGUAGAGUCGUUGAAAGUCAUCCAGGAGUCUCUUCCUUGUCAGCGGUUGAUUUCUGAAGCAAAGGACUACCUCUUGUUGCAGGACAGACGUGGGGAACUUCAGAGCUCUCGGACCCGCCCUCGCAGAUCAACAGGUACGACGGAGGUGAUAAUAGCGGUUGGAGGGGAAGAUGAUAAAGUGGUUCUUCGCAGUGUGGAGAGCUUUGAUCCCAUUGGCCGUCAUUGGAAGUGCCUUGCUUAUUUGCCCUUUGCUGUUAGUAAGCAUGGACUUGUUGCAUCAGGUUCUACCCUUUACUUGGCUGGAGGGGAAUUUCCUGAUGGUUCUGCGAGCAAGGAAAUGUGGCGCUAUGAUCCAUGUUUUGAUAUGUGGCAUGAGAUGGCAGCAAUGAACGUGGCACGUUCUGAGCUAGGCCUUGCUAUGUUGGAUGGCUUUGUCUUUGCCGUGGGAGGUUGGGAAGGAUCAUCGAGGCUGGAUUCCGUGGAAUGUUACAAUCCUCACACAAACACCUGGCACUUCCUGGAGUCCAUGAAGAUGGCAGUGACAAGUCCAGCUGUGGUGGCACUCCAUGGGCUCUUGUAUGUAGCAGGGGGAGCUGUCUUGGAAGAUGGUGAUGGGAUGGAUCUGGUUCAGGUGUACAAUCCCAAAAUUGACUCCUGGUUUGAGGUGGCUCCAAUGCAGAUUCCACGUUCUGGUUCUGCUGCCUGUGUCCUCCAAGGAAAGAUUUAUGUCAUUGGUGGCUGGCAUGCCUCCACAGAGAACACUGACAAAGUGGAGCAGUAUGACCCCAAGACCAAUACGUGGAAGAUGUGUGCCCCCAUGAACGAGAGACGCUAUCGACCAGGGGUGGCUGUGAUUGACAGUAAAAUCUAUGUGCUAGGAGGAGAGGAAGGUUGGGAUCGAUACCAUGACACCAUUGAGCAGUACAAUGAAGAAACCGGCAAAUGGGAAAUCUUUGGAGAAAUGCUCACAAGUCGCAGUUGGUUAAGCUGUGUCUCAGUGAAGAUGCAUGGCCCAGCCACACAGAUCAAAAACAUUGUAUGAACUGAUGUGAACAUUUUCUAUCUUGUGUACUCUGUAUUAUGUGCCAUUGUCACCUGCAAUUUUCCAGGUUAAGAGUGUGUGAAAUAUUCUUAGGGACUCCUGAUUCCACUGGUGCAAGCUUAGAGAAGCAUGUUGAGACUAAUUUUUAACAUUGUAGCCCAGGUAGUAUCCUGAUGGGGAGAGAGAGAUACAAUUCCUUUAGGAAACCUGUUGAGAUUUUGUUACAACCAUGUCAAUGGGGUGAGGACAAUGGGAGCUAGUCUGUUUCUCCAAAUUGCUGUCCAUGUGGUAAGUGGAAUGUUCCUCCUGAUAACCAAAUAAACCUCCGAAAUAAUCCUUUAAUUUUGACUGUCUUGAAGAGCUAAUAACAGCUUCGUGGCAGUGGUGCUAACUCUCUGGUUUUUAAGUCUGACUCUGCAAACAAUUUUUUUUAAAAAAGCAAAUUAUUCAUUUUGGUGCAAGAGCUGUUCCAGAACAGGAGCGUUUGUUCCAAUUGUUUAUUUUUCACACAUCUCAGGUAAUGGUAUCUGUCCCUGCUGAUUACUCUUUUGUAUUGAGAUUUUUGUUCCAAUUCAUGUAUCCUGUUCCUUAUCAAAUUCAAAUCCCAAGAGAACUGUGAUUGAGCAGCAGAUUCAUUAACUGUUUUGAAGGACUUUGUACAAACUUCCUUCCAUUUUACAAUGAGUUUGGAUUUCUGUUGUAUCGAAAGAGUUGAGCUUUCAUGUUCAAAACAGUCAAUGCACAUACUUAAUCCUUCCUACAGAGCUUUAUCUUUGUACCCUGCAAGUAGCAAUAAAAUGCAGGGAACGAAAUACUGCUUCUGUGCUCCAAUUGCUACAAAUUUACAACUUGGUGUUAAAAUCUCACCACUUGUUCAAAGGAACUGUUAAACAUGUUCUCACUUUAGGAAAGGCUUCACACACUCAGAUGCAAAUUUGGAAAUUUUGUUGAUCACAACUUAGGUUGGUUUUCCUGCACUCUACUGAAACCUUAAGUCUCAAGACAUAUUUCACUAUCCAUUGCAAGAUGUGUGCAGUAAGUAUUACUGCAAAUAUUGAAGAUAAAAUUUGACCAAACCUAACCUUCCAAAAGCUUCAGGUAUUGUUGUACUUAAAGACAGUAAUCUCACAUGAUGCAAUGAAGGUAUUGUAGCUAUGAGUAUAACCCUAUGGGUUUUUUAAAAAAAUUGCCCAUGUACAAAUGCUUU